GGUGUUUGGCGGCCAGUAAGACUAGGGCUUUAUAUUGAAAUUCAGAAAAUCUAGGCGCCAAAUCCGCUUAAUCUCAAAGGUUCGGCUAAUCAUCUGAGGCUUUUGAUCGAUUCUGCAAACAUGUUCUGUCUUAGCGAGCUGGAAGAUACAGUAAGAGUGUCUCCGGAUCUCCUUAACCUCCCACUCGAAGAUGCCAUUAAGUUAGUGCUUCAAAAUCUGUUCUUAGACAAGGUUCUGUCUAUUGGCCUCUGCGUGUCUAUUUACGACAUAAGAUCAGUAGAAGGCGGGUCUGUUUUACCCGGUGAUGUUGCUGCCAUCACCUAUAAGGUCUGUUUUAGAAUUGUAGUGUUUCGUCCAUUUGUUGGUGAGGUCAUUGCUGCAAAGUUCAAAGAAUCUGAUUCCAAUGGCUUGCGCUGUGACUUGACACUUGGAUUCUUUGAAGAUAUUUAUGUGCCUGCUCCUUUUAUACCGAGACCUAACCGCUGUGAGCCUGACCCUUACAAUAGGAAUCAAAUGAGAUGGGUGUGGAUAUAUAAAGGAGUCGAGUAUAUUAUCGACGAUUCAUGUCAGAUCAAUUUUAGAGUUGAGAACAUCAGCUAUCCACAUGUUCCUUUUGAGCGAGCAGAGGAUGCAAAGCCCUUUGCUCCUAUGGUGGUCACUGGGACUUUAGAUGAUGAUGGUUUGGGCCUUGUUUCUUGGUGGGAGGGUUCUAGUGAGAUUAAUCUUGAAGAAGAUGAUGAUAAUACCUGAACCAAACUUCUAUCUCCCAAAUGUAAGACUUAAGGUUCUUCAAACUAGUAUGUUUUGCUUUUUAGCAUAGGAAGUUGGAAUUAGACUCCUUAAUUUGGUUUUA
Messenger RNA from Raphanus sativus (radish), 853 nucleotides. RefSeq lists its product as uncharacterized. Gene Ontology annotation, biological process: transcription initiation at RNA polymerase III promoter; DNA-templated transcription. Gene Ontology annotation, cellular component: RNA polymerase III complex. The transcript has 7 exons. The record is from RefSeq and is a predicted model, not a curated record. Bases 121 to 750 code for a protein of 209 amino acids. Lineage: Eukaryota; Viridiplantae; Streptophyta; Magnoliopsida; Brassicales; Brassicaceae.